GGCCGCCUCUACCAUGGCCUCCAAACAAACCAAAAAGAAAGAGGUGCAUCGUAUCAACUCGGCGCACGGAUCGGAUAAAUCUAAAGAGCAGUACUACUUUGGCAGUAAUGCGCAACCUAGUUCUGUUGAGCAGAAGAAGGGGAAAUUCCCAAUCUGGCCAGAAUGGAGCGAGGCUGACAUAAACGCAGAGAAGUGGGACGCAGGCAAAGGUGGAAAAGAAAAGGACAAAACAGGAAAAAGCCCUUUAUUUCAUUUUUUUGAAGACCCUGAAGGAAAGAUUGAAUUACCACCAUCGUUGAAAAUUUAUUCCUGGAAACGUCCACAGGAUUUUUUAAUUAAUCGGGCUCCAGUAGUUGUGAAAAAUGAAAUCCUGUUUGACUUGUUUUCAGCAAAUGAACAUUUACUCUGCAGUGAGCUGAUGAGAUGGAUUAUCAGCGAAAUCUAUGCAGUGUGGAAGAUAUUCAAUGGAGCUACUUUGAACAAUUAUUUUAAAGGGAAUGCAGGGGAACCUCCUCCUCUCAACUGGAAGCCCUGGGAACACAUCUACUCUCUGUGCAAGGCUGUGAAAGGUCACAUGCCUUUAUUCAAUAACUAUGGAAAGUAUGUCGUGAAACUUUACUGGAUGGGUUGCUGGAGAAAGAUUACUAUUGAUGACUUUUUGCCUUUUGAUGAAGACAACAAUCUAUUGCUUCCAGCCACAACCUAUGAAUUUGAACUCUGGCCAAUGCUUCUGUGUAAAGCUAUCAUUAAACUGGCAAAUAUUGACAUUCAUAUAGCGGAGAGGAGAGACCUAGGGGAGUUCACUGUUAUCCAUGCACUUACAGGAUGGCUACCAGAAGUGAUCUCUCUCCAACCAGGAUAUAUGGACAAAGUAUGGGAGCUCUUGAAAGAAAUAUUGCCUGAAUUUAAGCUGUCAGUUGAGUCCAGUUCUGAAAGCAAAAUAGCUGUGUUAGAUGCCAAAUUAAAAGAACCAGGGAAAGAAGUGAAGGAUGGCAAAGAAUUCAAACCUGAAGGUUCAGUGACAGCACUAAAGAUACCUGAGAAAAGUGACAAGGCUCCAAAAGAAAAAGCAGAUGCAAAAGAUGUCGGGAAGAAGAAGAGUAAAAAUGGAGAAAAAGAGAAGGAAAAAGAAAAAUUCAAAUGGUCACUUCAUGCUUCAAGACCCUCAUCAGAUGUACAGUACUCUCUGCAGUCUCUGUCAGAUUGUUCUUCAGCAAUACAGUCUCCUCACAUGGUUGUAUAUGCUACCUUUACACCCCUCUAUUUAUUUGAAAAGAAGAUCUUUGCAUUAGAAAAAAUGGCUAAUUCUGCAGAGAAGCUGAGAGAAUACGGUCUUUCCCACAUCUGUAGCCAUCCUGUGCUGGUAACUAGGACUAGGUCUUGCCCCCUCAUAGCACCUCUGAAAUCACCUCCCAUACCUCCCUGGAAACUCUUUCGUCAAAAAAAGGAAACUGUUAUAACAGAUGAAGCUCAAGAAUUAAUAAUAAAGAAGCCCGAACAAUUUCUUGAAAUUUCAAGUCCAUUUUUGAAUUAUAGGAUGUCUCCGUUUACAAUUCCAACAGAAACUCAUUUUGUACAAUCUUUUAUUAAGAAAGGGAUGCCUCCAGGAUUUGAUUUAUCGUCCAUUACUGAAAAUGAUGAAACCACCACCAUUAGCCAGCCAGACUUAAGCCAAUUGACAGGAACAGUAUCUCAGGGUAAUAUUAUUUCACAAGUUAUACUUGGAAAAGGUAAAGAUGAACUGAUAGACCUUGGAAUGAAUGACACAGCCCAUCAAGGUGAAGGAUUUAGUUUGGAAAGAGAUUUGGUCAGCCAGACAACAGCCACACAGGAUAAAUCACAGGAGGAGUUUGCAACAAUAAAUAAUAGUGUUUCUAAAGAAAUAUGGUUGGAUUUUGAAGACUUCUGUGUAUGUUUUCAGAACAUAUAUAUUUUUCACAAGCCAAAUUCAUAUUGCCUUAACUUUCAAAAAACAGAAUUCAAGUUCUCAGAUGAACGUGCGUCCUACUAUCUAUUUGUGGAUAGUCUAAAACCUAUUGAACUACUGGUUUGCUUUUCUGCAUUGGUACGAUGGGGAGAAUCUGGAGCUUUAACAAAAGACAGCCCUCACGUAGAGCCUGGACUGCUUACAGCUGAAUCAGUUUCUUGGAAAUCUCUGAAGCCCCGGGAACUUGUUACGAAGAUUCAUACGUAUGCUACUAAGGCUACAAUGGUUCGCCUGCCUGUUGGGAGACAUAUGCUGCUCUUCACUGCAUACUCCCCAGUAGGGCAUUCCAUACACAUCUGCAGCAUGGUGACUUUUGUCGUUGGAGAUGAAGAUGUUGUGCUACCCCACUUUGAGCCGGAGAGCUACCGAUUUACAGAGCAGUCUUUAAUGAUUUUGAAAGCUGUUGGAAAUGUGAUGGUUAGUUUCAAAGAUAAGGGUAAACUCUCCGUGGCUCUGAAGGAUUUACAAGCAGCUCACUACCCCAUACCCCUCCACAAUAAAGAACUAACUUCACAGCACUUCAGGGUUUUUCAUAUUUCUUUAUGGCGUUUAAUGAAAAAAACUCAACCAACAAAACUUCCUCCCAACUUUAAAUUUGCAUUUCGUGCUAUGGUUUUGGAUUUGGAGUUACUCGAUUUCUCCUUAGAAGAUGUUUCUUUAGCGGAAUGGGUUGACAUUAAAUACUGCCUACCAGUAAGUGAUAAAGAAUAUUCUCCUGAAGAAGUAGAAGCAGCAAUUAAAAUUCAAGCCAUGUGGAGAGGGACUUACGUCAGAUUGCUUAUGAGAGCUAGAACACCAGACACAAAAGAAAAUACCAGUGUUGCAGAUAUUCUUCAAAAAGUUUGGAGUAUAUUGGAAAUGAAUAUAGAACAGUAUGCAGUUUCUCUCUUAAGACUAAUGUUUAAAAGCAAGUGCAAGUCUAUUGAAUCUUACCCAUGCUAUCAAGAUGAAGAAACUAAGAUUGUUUUUGCUGACUAUACUGUGACUUAUGCAGACCAGCCACCAAAUAGUUGGUUUAUAGCAUUCAGAGAAACAUUUUUGGUUCCUCAAGAUAUGAUUUUGGUUCCCAAAGUGUAUUCUACACUCCCGGUCUGCAUGCUUCACAUUGUUAAUAAUGACACAAUGGAACAAGUGCCAAAAGUGUUCCAAAAAGUGGUGCCUUAUCUUUAUACCAAGAAUAAGAAAGGCUACACAUUCGUGGCUGAAGCAUUUACUGGUGACACAUAUGUAUCAUCCUCACGAUGGAAACUGCGCCUCAUUGGUUCCUAUAAUCCACUCCCAUGCCUAUCUCGAGAGUCUCCAGGCAAUACCUUCACCAUAAAGGAAAUCAGAGAUUACUACAUACCCAAUGAUAAGAACAUUUUAUUCAGGUAUUCCAUUAAAGUUGCUUUACCGCAUCCUGUUACAGUACAGGUACGCACGUCCAAACCAGAUGCAUUCAUCAAGCUACAGAUCUUAGAAAAUGAAGAAACUAUUGUCAGUUCCACUGGGAAAGGGCAAGCUAUAAUCCCAGCAAUUAACUUCUUGGGGAGUGAAAAAGUUGUGAGCUCCCAGUCUAGCAAACAAAUUCUUUUAAUGCAUGCUUCAUCCAAGAAGGAGCAAGAAUUGUACAUCAAGAAGAAAUCUGCGCAGGGAAGUCAGAAAUCCUAUAAGGGUAGACCUGCAAGUGCAAUUGUAGACACUGGGCAGCCCAUUAUGGAGGAGGAAACUGCCAGUAUGCCCACCAUAGAAGAAAAUGCUAGCACUCCACAGCAGGUCAACAAGUACAUUAUACAGUGUUUGGUAUUGUAUAACAGUUGGCCUCUCACUGAAAGUCAGCAGACAUUUGUUCAAGCACUAAAAGAAUUGGAGAAAAAUGAUAGUAAAG
Odobenus rosmarus divergens (Pacific walrus) is the source of this 3854-nucleotide messenger RNA. It is a transcript of the gene ADGB, whose product is annotated as androglobin. The transcript has 29 exons. NCBI's taxonomy places the organism in Eukaryota, Metazoa, Chordata, Mammalia, Carnivora, Odobenidae. The record is from RefSeq and is a predicted model, not a curated record. Gene Ontology annotation, molecular function: calcium-dependent cysteine-type endopeptidase activity; protein binding. The annotation marks the transcript as partial. Gene Ontology annotation, biological process: proteolysis.